AUGAAGAAACCACGAAAUCAAGAGAUUUCUAUAACGAAACAAAAACCGUCUAUUAUGACACCAAAGUUAUUACCAAAACAUGACGAUAAAAUGGUUAUAAUAGAAAAGGAACUUGUAGGACGAAAACCCACAGAAGCAGAGGGUGUUAGAGCAAAAAAGAUUUUAAAUGAAAACAAUCCUAAUAUAAAAUUAACUCAUAAAGUAGUACAAAGGGCAAUGACAGUUGCGCAGAAGAUAAUAACUAAGAAUGAAAGAAAUAUUGCAAACGCUUCUAAAUUAAUCAAAGUUAUCCAAAAACGUUCAAUGAUGAAUCAUGAGGAAAUUGGUCCAAAAUCUACUAUUUACAAUCAAACGGAAUAUACGGCAUCGCGAAUGUAUAAAAAAUCUAGUCCAAGGAAGUUUAGGAAAAAAAUCUCGAUGAAAAACGUUGCUGACUUUAAUAAAGCGAGUGAUAGCAAAAGGAUAAAGAGAGAUGUUUUAUAUCCAGGUACUGGUUGA
Molecule: messenger RNA, 498 nt
Organism: Parnassius apollo (apollo)
Lineage: Eukaryota; Metazoa; Arthropoda; Insecta; Lepidoptera; Papilionidae
Source: the annotation of a GenBank genome assembly